This is a messenger RNA of Anopheles funestus (African malaria mosquito), 657 nucleotides long. RefSeq names its product transcription initiation factor IIA subunit 2 (gene TfIIA-S). Gene Ontology annotation, cellular component: transcription factor TFIIA complex. Bases 143 to 481 code for a protein of 112 amino acids. The transcript is spliced from 3 exons. NCBI's taxonomy places the organism in Eukaryota, Metazoa, Arthropoda, Insecta, Diptera, Culicidae. Gene Ontology annotation, biological process: transcription initiation at RNA polymerase II promoter; RNA polymerase II preinitiation complex assembly. The record is from RefSeq and is a predicted model, not a curated record. Gene Ontology annotation, molecular function: TBP-class protein binding; RNA polymerase II general transcription initiation factor activity.
AUCUGUCAUUUGUAGUGUUUUGAUUUUUUCAUUCACUCUGCGAAGCUGCUUCAUUUUGGAAAACCCCAAACCUACCGAAGGCAAGAAGGAUCCCACAAUUUUAACGCUGCUAGUGGUAAUAACAGUUCUCUAGGAAGCAAACAUGUCGUACCAGCUGUAUCGGAACACUACACUCGGCAACACCCUGCAGGAGAGCCUGGACGAGCUGAUUCAGUACGGACAAAUCACUCCACAACUAGCUGGGCGUGUUUUGGUGCAGUUCGAUAAAUCCAUUAACGCGGCACUGUCGAAUCGGGUAAAGUCCCGUGUUACCUUCAAAGCAGCCAAACUCAACACCUACCGUUUCUGUGACAACGUAUGGACGCUGAUGUUGAACGAUGUCGAAUUUCGAGAGGUACACGAGUUUGCCCGGGUGGACAAAGUCAAAAUCGUUGCUUGUGAUGGUAAAAAUGUCAGCACAGGCGAUGAACCAAGCAGAUAGUGCAAAACUGUAUCCUCCGUUUAAUGUUUUACACCUCCAUGAAUUCUACUGAAAACUUAUCAGUGUUUUCACAAUUUAGUGUAUAAGAGUGCUUUGGUGAGCAUUUGAACGAAUAUUACGCAAAUACCAUUUACCAAUAAUUGUAAAUCGCUUCAAUAAAGCAUAUUAAUUUGGCA